AUGACCCAGGAUAUACCGUCGGGAGAAGCACUGCACCAGAUUCGUCUGUUCCGCAGGCAAUAUCUGCAGCUGCUCGACACUCAAAACCUUGCUUGGCCUUCUUCAGAGACACUUCGCUCGUCUCAAGCUCAAGAAUGGUUAUUUGAGAAUCUCUUUCAAGCAGACGAUGUUUCCCGUUUUCUGCCUCCUGAGCGGUACCGUCUUCGUGUCUUGAAGUUACUCAUGUCCAAGAUUGAAAACUCCAUCGUAGACCCAGAAGAAGAUGAAAUAUCGGAUAAUCUCAUGUCCACAUUAGCUGAACUCAUGUUUUCUCCUAUGCCGGAUGAUGCCACUGCUGCUCAACAGCGGAACUGGGUGACAUACACUCCACUCGCUCGGGAUUCAUCCAUCUUAGACAAAGAACCUGAAUUGAAGCUGCUUGAGAACCGUGCAGUAAUCUCAGGUGCCGGUACUACAGGACUGCGGACUUGGGAAGCGGCCCUCCAUCUCUCUUCCUAUCUGCUAUCUUCGCCUGAAUUGGUAUCAAGCAUCAAGGGUAAGAAGGUGAUCGAACUUGGUGCCGGUACAGGAUUGCUAUCCAUAUUAUGCGCCAGCCAUCUUGGUGCUGCCCAUGUCACAGCCACCGAUGGUGACGAAGGUGUUGUGCAAGCCUUACAGGAGAACGCGGCCUUCAACGAUGUCAAAGAUUCAAUGGACAUUGGUGUACUGUGGUGGGGUCGAGCUUUGAAGGGUUCUUGGAUGUACGAGAAAGAUCCUUCAUUCUCUUGUGAUCUGGUCCUUGGUGCCGAUGUCACAUACGACAAGGCAGUCAUACCAGCCCUGGUGUCUACCAUGAGAGAUAUGUUCGAAGUCUGGCCUCAAGUCCAGAUCAUCAUUUCAGCAACCAUACGGAAUACCGAUACAUUUGCUACUUUCGAAUAUGCUUGUGCACACAAUGAAUUCAAGGUACAUGAGGUGGAUUACCCUCUGAUUCCUAUGGAAAAGCAGACUUCCCUCUUCCACUCAACUGCGGUUCCAAUCAAGAUCUUCUCAAUCACAGCACCAGAGACGCAGAGAGAUCCUUAUGCAGUAUAA
This is a messenger RNA of Aureobasidium melanogenum CBS 110374, 1074 nucleotides long. RefSeq lists its product as uncharacterized. NCBI's taxonomy places the organism in Eukaryota, Fungi, Ascomycota, Dothideomycetes, Dothideales, Saccotheciaceae. The coding region runs from base 1 to 1074 and encodes 357 amino acids. The transcript has 4 exons. The record is from RefSeq and is a predicted model, not a curated record.